Messenger RNA from Microtus oregoni (creeping vole), 2968 nucleotides. It is a transcript of the gene Serpine1, whose product is annotated as serpin family E member 1. Bases 128 to 1330 code for a protein of 400 amino acids. The record is from RefSeq and is a predicted model, not a curated record. NCBI's taxonomy places the organism in Eukaryota, Metazoa, Chordata, Mammalia, Rodentia, Cricetidae. The transcript has 9 exons. Gene Ontology annotation, biological process: negative regulation of vascular wound healing; negative regulation of plasminogen activation; negative regulation of endopeptidase activity. Gene Ontology annotation, molecular function: serine-type endopeptidase inhibitor activity.
CUGCUGCAGAGCCGCGAAAGAGGACCAUUGCACUCCCGCCUCCUGCAGAACGCAACCAACCACAGCUGAGCAACAGCCAGCAAGCGGGAAGAAGAGUCAAUCACAGGGCACCUUGGAAAACUCCAGGAUGCAGACGCCAGCACUAGCUUGCCUCACCCUGGGCCUGGUUCUGGUCUUUGGGGAAGGCUCUGUUUUACAUCACGAGUCCCGCACAAUCCACCAGGCCACUGACUUCGGCGUCAAAGUGUUUAAGCAUGUGGUACAGGCCUCGCAGGACCGGAACGUGGUUUUCUCUCCCUACGGGGUGUCUUCAGUGCUGGCCAUGCUGCAGCUGACCACGGCAGGGAAAACCCAGCAGCAGAUCCAGGAUGCCAUGGGAUUCAAAAUCAAUGAGAAGGGUACAGCUCCUGCCCUCCGUCGGCUGUCCAAGGAGCUCACGGGGCCAUGGAACAAGAAUGAGAUUAGCACUGCGGACGCCAUCUUCGUCCAGCGGGACCUGGAGCUGGUCCAGGGCUUCAUGCCCCACUUCUUCAAGCUCUUCCGGACCACGGUGAAGCAGGUGGACUUCUUGGAGGUGGAGAGAGCCAGAUUCAUCAUCAAUGACUGGGUGGAGAGGCACACCAGACGUAUGAUCAGUGACUUACUUGCCGAAGGGGCUGUGGACCAGCUGACACGUCUCGUGCUGGUGAACGCCCUCUACUUCAAUGGCCAAUGGAAGACCCCCUUCUCAGAGGCCAGCACCCACCACCGCCUCUUCCAUAAGUCUGACGGCAGCACCGUCUCUGUGCCCAUGAUGGCUCAGACCAACAAGUUCAACUACACUGAAUUCACCACUCCUGAUGGCCACUACUACGACAUCCUGGAACUGCCCUAUCAUGGCGAAACCCUCAGCAUGUUCAUCGCAGCGCCCUACGAGAAGGACGUGCCCCUCUCUGCCCUCACCAACAUUCUGGAUGCUGAGCUCAUCCGACAAUGGAAAGGGAACAUGACCAGACUGCCCCGGCUCCUCAUCCUGCCCAAGUUCUCUCUGGAGACUGAAGUGGACCUCAAAGGGCCCCUGGAGAAUCUGGGCAUGACUGACAUGUUUAACCCAGCCCAGGCUGACUUCUCCAGUCUUUCUGACAAGGAGCAGCUCUCUGUAGCUCAGGCCCUGCAGAAAGUCAAGAUCGAGGUGAACGAGAGCGGCACAGUGGCGUCUUCCUCCACGGCCAUUGUUGUCUCAAGCCGCAUGGCCCCUCAGGAGGUGGUUAUGGACCGACCCUUCCUCUUUGUGGUUCGGCACAAUCCAACAGAGACGAACCUCUUCAUGGGCCAAGUGAUGGAGCCUUGAUAGCCAGAAGAGAGGCCUUCGCUCGGGAUGAAACUGGAGCUGUAAUAAGCAGAAACUCUGAAGAAGAGAAUUAUUCUAAGUGUUCUUUUGGGAGAAGGAGAAGGCAUUUCUUUCUCCCUUCUGGCCAGCCUCCCAGACCUCAGACUCUCGAAGGGGAAAGUGUCUAACUCCCUCACUGGAGGCAGACUCCCCUGAUCCAGACCCUCGACCUCACAGAACCUUCAUCUGCUCAUCUUUCUCCCGUUCAGCCUUUGGACCCAGGUCCCACCAACGCCCCAAGGGGCCUCAGGGCUUUCCCUCAGCAUGCUGGGGCAAAAAUCACACUGUGGCCACCUCUUGCACCGUCUGCCGCUGCUGAGGUGGGUGUCCACAGGCAAAGGAAGAAAUGCCGCCUUAUCUCAAGGUCCACCGUGGGGAUGACCACCUUGCCCAGCUCCGACGGGCAGCAGAUGGACAGACUGGGUGUUUGCCCAGUAUGGAGCCCAGUUCCUCUUGUCCCUCCCCGACACAGCGUGCAGAGGUUCUUUCAGAGUGUAGGAGACUUGUUUACAUAGCUUCUUUAUCUUCACUCACAACCCAGUUUUCUUUUGGGAAGGGAAAGAAAGAUCAGAUGUGUGUGUGCCUGGCUCUUCAUCCGCAGUCUCACUGAGGGGGUGCGGGGGAGAUGCCGGGGGUGUGCUUGACUAUUUAUCUCAUUCUCCCUCUUGUAUGCUGGUUGGAAAGAAGAAGCACUGUUAAGAAAAAAAGCAUUUUAUUUAAACCAUGGCACACGGUGUCCCGUUUGGGGUCUAUAUCCCUGUCUCUCAGGAGCCUCACUCCACAAGCCUGCCCUCCUGGUGGUCCCCGUGAUGGGGCUCACACUGCCGCCUAGUGGUGGCCUAACGCACCCUUACCCCAAUGCUCCCCACCCCCGCCCCUACCCCCACCCUCCGUGGCUUUUUUUCCCUAGGGACCUUGCCAAGGUGAUGCUUGGCAGCCCACGUUAAAGGAAGAAGAGGAAGGGAAAAAAAAAAGAUUGGGUGGAAGAGAGAGAUUUGAGGGAGGGCAAAGUGGUUUCAAAUUUUUCCAAUACAUUCAGGAGCAGAAUGGUAAAGGGACUGUGUGACCUAACAGGACAGAACUUUCUCCAAUUACUGGGUGACUCAGAGCCGCACUGGUGACUCACUUCAGUGUGUCAUUUCCGGCUGCUGUAUGUGAGCACUGGACACGUGGGGAGGCGGGGGAGAUGAGAGAGACAGCCAGCUCCCGGUCAACCACCUUCCUCCUAUAAUCAUUUUUGAAAGCCUCCUUAGCUGGGGGUAUGAUCAGAAAACCAAUUUACUGAAACAUUGCGCAAGAAGGUACCGUGAAUGCAAUCUCAUAGCAGGCCACUCUGCAUCCAUUACGCCUCCACUGGAAAGAAAAACAAAACUCAUUCUUUGUGUUUUCGUUUCCCCCUCUCUCCCUCUCCUUCUCUCUCUCUUUUUCCUCUUUUUGUUAUGCACUGGACAGCCAUACACCGUGUACCCACAGGGGCCCCAAAUGUGGGCAUGAAUGUUCUUGAAUUUUGUUGGUAACAAGCAUUUUUUUUCACUUUUGAUAUAUAAGCAGGUAAAUAUAUUUUCAAAAACAAUAAAAAUAAAUAAUAUGCAAGCAACA